Suricata suricatta (meerkat) is the source of this 3199-nucleotide messenger RNA. It is a transcript of the gene RNF150, whose product is annotated as ring finger protein 150. Bases 1 to 1317 code for a protein of 438 amino acids. The transcript has 7 exons. Lineage: Eukaryota; Metazoa; Chordata; Mammalia; Carnivora; Herpestidae. The record is from RefSeq and is a predicted model, not a curated record.
AUGGCAAUGUCUCUCAUCCAAGCGUGCCGCAGUCUGGCUCUCUCAACAUGGCUGCUUUCCUUUUGUUUCGUGCAUCUGCUCUGCCUGGACUUCACCGUGGCUGAGAAGGAGGAAUGGUACACCGCCUUCGUGAACAUCACCUACGCGGAGCCCGCGCCGGACCCCGGGCCCGGAGUGGCGGGCGGCGGCGGCGGCACGGAGCUGCACACGGAGAAGACUGAGUGCGGGCGCUACGGGGAGCACUCGCCCAAGCAGGACGCCCGCGGGGAGGUGGUCAUGGCUAGCUCGGCCCACGACCGCCUCGCCUGCGACCCCAACACCAAGUUCGCCGCCCCGGCCCACGGCAAGAACUGGAUAGCCCUCAUCCCCAAGGGCAACUGCACGUACAAGGAUAAGAUCCGGAACGCGUUCCUACAGAACGCCUCCGCGGUGGUCAUCUUCAACGUGGGCUCCAACACCAACGAGACCAUCACCAUGUCCCAUGCAGGUGUUGAAGACAUUGUGGCAAUAAUGAUUCCUGAACCAAAAGGGAAGGAGAUAGUAAGCCUUCUGGAAAGGAACAUCACCGUGACCAUGUACAUCACCAUUGGAACCCGGAACUUGCAGAAAUACGUGAGCCGCACUUCGGUUGUGUUUGUCUCAAUCUCCUUCAUUGUCCUGAUGAUCAUCUCCCUCGCGUGGCUGGUCUUCUACUAUAUCCAGCGGUUUCGAUAUGCAAAUGCCAGGGACAGGAACCAGCGCCGACUGGGAGAUGCAGCCAAGAAAGCCAUCAGCAAGCUCCAGGUCAGAACCAUCAAGAAGGGUGACAAGGAAACAGAGCCCGAUUUUGAUAACUGCGCAGUUUGCAUUGAAGGGUACAAGCCCAAUGACGUUGUGCGGAUCUUGCCCUGCCGGCAUCUUUUCCACAAGUCCUGUGUUGACCCCUGGCUUCUAGACCAUCGCACCUGUCCCAUGUGCAAGAUGAACAUUCUUAAAGCCCUAGGGAUCCCGCCCAACGCUGACUGCAUGGACGACUUGCCCACCGACUUCGAGGGGUCUCUAGGAGGCCCACCCACCAACCAGAUCACCGGCGCGAGUGACACGACUGUAAACGAAAGUUCCGUCACUUUGGACCCUGCUGUCCGGACGGUGGGAGCCUUGCAGGUGGUCCCGGAUACAGAUCCCACCCCGCAAGAAGAAGUCAUCUUUACCACUAACAGCGAGCAGGAGCCAGCUGUAAGCAGUGAUUCUGACAUCUCACUGAUUAUGGCGAUGGAAGUUGGACUGUCUGAUGUAGAACUUUCCACUGACCAAGACUGCGAAGAGGUGAAAUCUUGAAAUGACACAUAUAGAAAAAAAGGGAUAGUAGGACCCAAGGGGAAAGAAGGGAGGAGUGCCUCAAGACUUGGACUGGCACACACACCUCCAGAACACCGUGAUUAUCCCGCGACGCUCCACUCAAGAAUGGUAACGAAAGCAAUAUCCAAAGUCACGUCCAUCAGGAUGCCGUUUCUCCAUCUGUACAACAGUCCAUGGCCUUGGCAGCUUGGAAGAUGAAAGCCUAUUUUCCCUCCCAUGUCCUUGUAAACACACACUUCAGGAGCUCCUAAAACACACAGAAAAGGACACAUGUAGGGCUUCUUGGUUUCAUUUCCAUUUUUUUCCAGGUCUUGUUUUGUUGUUUUUGGCAUGUUAUUGGAUUUCUUUGGCAGUGUCUUUUUAAGACUGUGUGUAGUUUACAUUAUGUCCACUCCUUUGGUUUCCUCCAGCUUUUGGAGAGAGUUCUAUUUAGAAGCACCAGUUCCUGCUGUGAUCAGUUUGUACACAAUCUCUGAGGUUAAUGGCUUUGGGAAGUGCCUCAAGCACCCUGAAACAUUCAAAACCAGUUCUCAUUAAGAAUCUAAAUUCUUUUAGGUGGAUCUUAAAAAUCCUAGCUGCCAGAGACCCCAACCCUAAGCUCUGAAUCCACGAAGGCUACUACUCACUAUUAUCCUCUACGUCAUGCUGGCUUCCACUUAUCAGGCUCUGUCAAGGGCCCACAUGACAUGAGAAGGAAGCUCUAGGGAGGCACCUGAUUCUGCCUGGAGCUUACAGUCUUUGGUGGAAAUUCCAAAGUCAGAAGUCCCCUUCAGGGCAGCAGCACCAUUCUUCAUGACGCUGGGACUGCAAGCCUAGUUUUAAGAGCAGAUACCACAUAUUCUUCUCCAAAGCAAAAUGUCUGUGAUAUUGGUCUCCCCAAGGCUAGAACAGUCUUUUGUCACCUCCACAAGUGGCUUCUGCAGGAGACGGAGGCUUCAGAAGAGAUCCAGUCAUCUUUGAACCCGUGUCCAGCACAGUGGGGUUGCAGUAGCACCUAGCCUUUACCUUAAUUCCAACGCACUUCUGUCACACCUCGCCAGACCUCAAGGAAGGGUUCCCGUGAAUCCUUAGCAGGUAGCUUUCCAGGGCUCCCUGAGCACAUCCAAAUACCAGGUGAGGUGGGACGUGUGAUUUGAUAAGCCAUUUGAUCUAAAAAAUACAGCAUGGGAAUUUGCCAACCUGAUGGAAAGAAACAAAGAGGGAAAGGAAAAGAGGUAUCAAUACUAAAACUCACAGGCGUUUUUAAACUCCUUAUGUUUAUAUUCUUCUUUUGUAACGAUGACAGAGAUGGGCUAUUUUUUCAGUGGGCAGUUUUGUAAUAUGUUUAGACUAUCUGCAUGCAGAGAUGACUAAGGGAGUGAAUGCUUUCCCUGGACAAUCACAGGUCACCUCAUCCUCUAUAAGGCCAUGUGGCGGCGUGGGUUACUAAGAAGGAAAGCUAUCCUCGUUGAGUUAUUGACAUAUUCGAUGAGGCUUCGGUUGAGUUUGGUUGUGUGUAAAUCCCUCCUGCGUGCUGGAACAUACAGAGUGUGCCAGGGACGACCACUGUCUUUUAGUGAUUUCCUAUUGAUGCUUUCUAAGUAGGCAGCAAGGCAAGGAAAGUGAUUACCACCUUCAGACAUGUCACAUCUCCCUGGGCAUCAAACGCUUCCUGUAAAAGAAAUCCAGUGUCCAUGUGCGAGGCAGGUGGGGAGGGAUGAAGAGAGCACUGAGCAGAGCAUGGAGUCCUGGAUGAGCAACGUGCUUAUUGGGCCUCAUCCUCUCUAUCUGUGAAAUGAAGGAAUUUUAACACGAUGAUGCCCAAGGCUCCUUCUGGCCUUUAGGCCACUAAUGAGCUUUUUGCCUACGUUUUUGUUUUUUU